AUGAAGGUUGCUGCUGUUCUCGCCUUCGCUUUCCUUGCCCCCAAUGCUGUUUCGGCUUGGAUGUGCAACUGCCGCAACAGAGAGCAACCCAACAUCAAGGUUGCCCUCAAGUUCUGCGGACCUGGCUUGGGUCACACCCGCUGCUGGAACUCGAAGACCAACGUCCAAGCGUGUAUCCUGAACAACCCCAUCACCCAAGCGGAUUGUGACGCAAAGUACGGCGGCAAGGGCGAAUGGGUCGCUGAAUGUGAGCACUACACUGGUCCCUGCCCUCCCGGCAUAGCCCAGCAGUGA
Messenger RNA from Colletotrichum paranaense, 294 nucleotides. RefSeq lists its product as uncharacterized. The coding region runs from base 1 to 294 and encodes 97 amino acids. The record is from RefSeq and is a predicted model, not a curated record. NCBI's taxonomy places the organism in Eukaryota, Fungi, Ascomycota, Sordariomycetes, Glomerellales, Glomerellaceae. The transcript has 3 exons.